Molecule: messenger RNA, 603 nt
Organism: Gorilla gorilla gorilla (western lowland gorilla)
Lineage: Eukaryota; Metazoa; Chordata; Mammalia; Primates; Hominidae
Exons: 3
Coding region: 1-603 (200 amino acids)
Source: RefSeq, a predicted model, not a curated record
AUGAACUGGAAAAUGAGGGGGAUUAAAAGUGAAGGCCUCCAGUCGCCACGGCGACAGCAAAAGCCUUUGUGCCCAGCUGGAAAAGACAGGUGCAAAGGCCCCGGACCCCGAGAGCCCGGGAGCCCAGGAGCCCGGGAGGCGGCGGCGGCGGCGGCGGCGGCGGCGGCGGUGGCGGCGCUCGUCUUCUCCGGGCCGCGCCGGGAUGCAGUGACUCAGCCGUCUGAGAUCUGGGCUAGAGCCGCUCAGCCGACCACCGGGCAGCAGCCUUCGGCUUCCGCUUUCCGGCUUUCGCCGCCGAGGUGGCUCCGCCCCUGGCCCGGGCCUUCCCGCCCAGCCUCGGUCCAGGCUCCGGGUCCGAGGGCCUGGGGAGUCGCGCGGCGAUCGAUGGCCAAGAGCAGCUCCCUCAGAUCACCCUUCAGGCCUCAGCUUAAAAGUCACUUCCUCACAAACGACUCUCCCAUCCAGCGGUCUAAAGGAGCAAAAGUACUUUACUUCACUGUUUGGCACACAGAAGAUUUUCGGGGAGUGUCUCGAGGAACUGAAUCAGGUUCCAGGUAUUUAGAACUCACAUAUGCUAUGCAUUUUGUGAUGAAACACCAGUAA